AUGGCCGAGACUUUGGAGAAGGGCUUGUGCAGAGGAGGUCGUGCCAGCUCUCGGGUAGCGUCUCAAACCAUGCUCCUCGCAGCUUCUUCCAUGUUCAGGGGCCAGCUGCUCCAGCUGCUGUGGCGACGAGGCGAGGGCAUUCGCCCCUUGACGGCAUUCGCGCACAAAAUCGGGGAACCGGAGCAGACAUGGGUGGACACUUUCAGCCGAGGCUACCAGGCCCGUGCUGGGGAAGGUGGUCGAUUGAAGAAAGCCGGUACGUUCCGAACUCCCCUAAAUGAUGGCUGGGGGCAUCUUGCAUGA
Symbiodinium natans is the source of this 303-nucleotide messenger RNA. The record is from the annotation of a GenBank genome assembly. Lineage: Eukaryota; Dinophyceae; Suessiales; Symbiodiniaceae.